UUAUCUCCGAGUCUGAGUCCUGAAAUCUGAGGAAAUUUUGACGCGGUAACCCUUUCUAUUCUAGUGUUUGGAAACAACUCGAGGUUUCUUGACUCGCCAACAUCACGUUGACAUAUUUUACGGCCUGGUUUGAUGUAACGUUAUUUCUAUGGCGCAUUCCAAGAACUCGACACAUGAAUUCCACGACCAGAGCAUACUAGUUCGUUCCUACCAAGACGAGAGCUACCUGCGCGGAUUUCUUGGAGCUGUGGGUGACUUACAGAAGGAAGGGGAACUGCAGGAUGUCGUCCUUGAAGUCGAGGGCCGGCGGUUUCCCUGCCAUCGGCUUGUUCUGUCCACAGCCAGCCCCUACUUCAGAGCCAUGUUUACAAGCGACAUGGCGGAAAGUCGGCAGAAGACGGUUGUUUUACAGGGUUUUGAUGCAGGCGUAUUUGCAGAGAUCCUGAGUUACAUCUACUCGGGAACCCUCCAUGUGUCCCUGGACAGAGUGCAGCCCCUGUACCAGGCAGCUGACCUCCUCCAACUGGACUAUGUGAGAGACACCUGCAGCAGCUGCAUGGCCAUGAACGUGGAGCGCUCCACCUGUCUGGACCUCUACAAGUUUGCUGAUGUCUUCUCGUUGGACAUUGUCCGGAAACAUUGUUUGCAGUGUAUCCAUAGAAACUUCGGUGAGGUUUCCUCCAGUGAGGAGUUCUGCAGCUUGAGUGUGGAUCAGCUGACUGAGAUCAUCAGCCAGGAUGAGUUGGAGGUUAAGGAGGAGACAAGAGUGUGGGAGGCUGUGGUGAGAUGGGUGCAGCACAGCAGGGAGGACAGACUCCACUACCUUCCCAGCAUCCUCCCUCACAUCCGCUUCAACCUGCUGACCUCAGACGACACGACAGCCAUCUUGGAACAUCCCCUGGUCAGAGAGGAGCCUGGGAGUGCUGAGGUCAUCAGGAAUGUGGUUAAGGAGGCUUCCAACCAGAAGCCAAGGCUUGGCAUGACCACGGAAAUGUUUCUGCUUAUCACUCUAAUGAGUAAAAGUUUCAGGAAAAAUGAAGUCCACUACAUGAACCCUCAGCAAGGGAAGCACAUCACAUGCAGGUAUGAAGACCUCCCUCAUAUCACAGAUGUUGCAGUCACCAGUGAUAACGAUAUUUAUGCCCUGACUUGUGAGCCAGAGGAUGAUGAACAAGUGUCCCUGUCUAAGUACAACCAUGCGGACAAUGUAUGGGAACAAGUUGGUACGUCCUCAGUAUCAAAAGUGCCUUCUCAUUACAAGGAAUUCUUAAUUGAGGUUAAGGGAAUUUUCUUCUACAUCGGCACUGAUGUAGCAUGUAGAAGAGAUGGUGCAUUGGUGGAGGUGAGAAAGUACAACCAGCACACCGACCAAUGGCAAGAAUGUUCACAUCUGGAACAUUACAAAGAAUACGAAGAAGAAGACGAAGAUUAUGGUACUGUGUUGUCUUGCGGUCCAUACAUCUAUUUCAUCACAAACGAUGAUAUGUAUCGCUAUGACCCAAGCCUUGACUGUUGGCAUGCGUGGACCCCACCGAAACUCAUCCCUGAUGUCUGCACAGCUGUCACCAUGGGAACGGAGAUUUUCUGCACAAACUUUUUCUUCACCGACACCAUGCUGUAUGACACAGAGUUAGACUACUGGCAGAGACUGCAAGGCUGGCCAAACCCGGCAAACCUCGCUAUUCAUAACUUCUUUACCCGGCCCACUCUUUUCCUAUUGGAGAACCAGGUGCACAUAUUGGUACCCUGUGACGUUGGCCAGGAACAGGACGAGCAUCGCCACCUGGUAUUUGUGUACGACAGGUCUGCUGAUGUCUGGAGAGAGAAGGUCACCCUGCCUGAUACAGAUUAUUCUGUGCUUGGCAGUGGCAGCGUGUGCCCUGUGGCACGUUUCUACCUACCAUACCUGGAUGUGCGGCAGGAUAAGGACACAUAGGGUACAGCAGGACAGGACUGUUUAACAAUGUUAUUGUUUAGAUCUCAGGUUUUGCGAAUUGCUGAAUGCCCUUGUAAACAAACAUAGCACCAAGACAAAGACAUUCAUGUACUUUAUUAAGCCUUUACCAUUGUUUCUGUCAUGUAGAAGGUUACUAGUAUAUUGUUGGUAAUGCAUAUGUAUGGAUGUAUGUUUGGUUCAAAUUGGUUGUAUGUGGUUUUAGCAGAAUAACCUAUUAAACGAUGGUUGGAUUGUCAUGGAAUUUGUUUUAUACGUCUAGAAAAGAUUAGAUUUUGGUUGCUGUUAGGGUUAUUGUUUGCAUGGCACUGCCAUCA
Branchiostoma belcheri (Belcher's lancelet) is the source of this 2271-nucleotide messenger RNA. RefSeq names its product kelch-like protein 18. The record is from RefSeq and is a predicted model, not a curated record. Bases 149 to 1936 code for a protein of 595 amino acids. NCBI's taxonomy places the organism in Eukaryota, Metazoa, Chordata, Leptocardii, Amphioxiformes, Branchiostomatidae. The transcript is spliced from 5 exons. Gene Ontology annotation, molecular function: protein binding.